CAUGUGGCACAUUCUCUCUUCCGCCCUCUCUUCCUAUUCUUUCCCCCCUCUUCACUUUCCCUUCUUUACCUUCUUUUACCCACUUAGUCCUUCGGUCUGAAUCGCUUCUUCUUUCCAUCCUUCCUCAACAAACAGGAUCGACGGUCUAUCCUAUUUCACAUCUAAUUCAGCGUCCCAAAAGACAUUAUGAAGCUCUAUCACCUUACUGUGGCUUUACUGGCUGGCCUGAACUUAGCCGCGGCUCAGGGCAUGGAGAGCCUUCCAGCCUGUGCGAGGGACUGUGCUACCGGUGCUAUCCCAAAGAGCUGCAGUGCCAUUGAUGUCGGCUGCAUCUGCUCCAAUACGUCUUUUAUCACCAGUAUCUCCUGCUGUGUUGCUACUGCUUGCUCUGACCAGGACCAAAACUCUGCCAUCACUUUUGCACAGCAGAUCUGCAGUGGCGCUGGCGUAACCGACCUACCCCAGAGCGCCGGUUGUACAAGCGGGAGCACGGCAAGUGCUACGGGGCAAAGUACGACAAACACUGGCGCUUCUGCGACUACUACUCCGUCCACUGCAACUAAUGGAACCAACAUCGACUCCUCCAACACUGCCGCUUCAGCAACUGCUACCAAUACGGGAACAAACACGCAAAACGCGGCAAGCAGCGCAACCGCCAGUAGCGCUGCUGUCAUUGGUGCAGCCUUCUACGCCUUGCUUGCCUAA
Molecule: messenger RNA, 705 nt
Organism: Aspergillus ibericus CBS 121593
Lineage: Eukaryota; Fungi; Ascomycota; Eurotiomycetes; Eurotiales; Aspergillaceae
Product: CFEM domain-containing protein
Exons: 5
Coding region: 187-705 (172 amino acids)
Source: RefSeq, a predicted model, not a curated record